This is a messenger RNA of Leptosomus discolor (cuckoo roller), 1547 nucleotides long. RefSeq names its product beta-1,4-mannosyl-glycoprotein 4-beta-N-acetylglucosaminyltransferase (gene MGAT3). Gene Ontology annotation, biological process: N-acetylglucosamine metabolic process. Gene Ontology annotation, molecular function: beta-1,4-mannosylglycoprotein 4-beta-N-acetylglucosaminyltransferase activity. Gene Ontology annotation, cellular component: membrane. Lineage: Eukaryota; Metazoa; Chordata; Aves; Leptosomiformes; Leptosomidae. The record is from RefSeq and is a predicted model, not a curated record.
AUGAAGAUGAGACGCCAUAAGCUCUUUCUGACUCUCUGCAUGGCUGGUCUCUGCCUCAUCUCCUUCUUGCACUUCCUCAAGGCCCUUUCCUAUGUCACCUUCCCCCGGGAGCUGGCUUCGCUUAGUCCCAACCUCGUCUCCAGCUUCUUCUGGAACAAUGCCCCUGUCACACCUCAGGUCAGCCCUGAGCCAGGGGGUGCAGAAUUCCUCCGCACACCCCUGUACUCCCACUCUCCCUUGCUCCAGCCCCUGCCUCCCAGCAAGGCCAGUGAAGAGCUGCACAAAGUUGAGUUUGUGCUGCCAGAAGACACGACAGAAUAUUUUGUCCGUACCAAAGCUGGUGGCAUUUGCUUUAAACCAGGCACCAAGGUGUUGGAGAAGCCACCUGUGGGAGGGCGGCCGGAGGAGCGAGCGGAUGGCGCAGCAAAGCCUCUGAGCAUCAGCGGGACCAGGCGGCGCAAGUGGGUGGAGUGUGUGUGCUUGCCGGGCUGGCAUGGCCCCAGCUGUGGGGUCCCCACUGUGGUCCAGUACUCCAACCUGCCCACCAAGGACCGCCUUGUGCCGCGGGAGAUCCCCCGGCGGGUCAUCAAUGCCAUCAACAUCAAUCAUGAGUUUGACCUGCUGGACGUCCGCUUCCAUGAGUUGGGAGAUGUGGUGGACGCCUUUGUGGUGUGCGAGUCGAACUUCACGGCCUACGGAGAGCCGCGGCCCCUCAAGUUCCGCGAGAUGCUCCUCAAUGGCUCCUUCGACUACAUCCGUCACAAGGUACUCUACGUCUUCCUGGACCACUUCCCUGCCGGCGGGCGCCAGGAUGGCUGGAUUGCUGACGAUUACCUGCGCACCUUUCUUACCCGGGACGGCAUCUCUCGCCUCCGCAACCUGCGCCCAGACGAUGUCUUUGUCAUCGAUGAUGCCGAUGAGAUCCCGGCCCGCGACGGCGUGCUCUUCCUCAAGCUCUACGAUGGCUGGACAGAGCCCUUCGCCUUUCACAUGCGCAAGUCGCUCUACGGCUUCUUCUGGAAGCAACCAGGCACCUUGGAGGUGGUCUCAGGCUGCACCAUGGGGAUGCUCCAGGCUGUCUAUGCUACUGACGGAAUCCGUCUGCGGCGUCGCGAGUACUACACCAUGCCUGGCUUUCGGCAGUAUGAGAACAGCACGGGACACAUUCUGGUGCAGUGGUCGCUGGGCAGCCCCCUCCACUUUGCUGGCUGGCACUGCUCCUGGUGUUUCACCCCAGAGGGGAUCUACUUCAAACUGGUGUCAGCCCAGAAUGGGGACUUCCCCCGCUGGGGUGACUACGAGGAUAAACGAGACCUCAAUUACAUCCGUGAGCUGAUCCGGACUGGUGGCUGGUUCGAUGGUACUACACAGGAGUAUCCCCUAGCCGACCCCAAGGAGCAGAUGUACGCUCCCAAGUACCUGCUCAAGAACUACCAGCGGUUCCGCUACUUGUUGGAGAACCCCUACCGAAAAGCAGAGGGCGCUGGGUGAGGCCACCGGGGCUUGGGUGGGAAAUCAGAACUUCACAACAAAAAGGGUGUUUUUGU